AUGCAACAUCCAACAGCUCAAUCGGCGAUGUCUUCUCAAUCGGUUGCGGAUAGAAGAAGACAGAUCUUGGUUGGUGAGCUUCCGCCCGACUUCCUGCGACUAAUUGUUCCACGGGAGCAGGCAACUCCUUUUCCUCAACAACAAGUUACCCAGCUUGUGUACGGCGGCGGUAGCUUUGUUCCACCUAACACUCGAGGUCGUGUGUCUAUCACAAUUGCCGACGCGAAUCUUGUGCGAAACUACGGAAUUGUAAGGAUGGAUCCUUACUGCAGACUGCGAGUUGGACACGCUGUUUUUGAAACGCAGACAAAAUUGAGUGGUGGUCGAAGUCCCAUAUGGAAUCGCACCAUUCAUGCUUAUUUGCCCAACGGAGUUGAGAGCAUUUAUGUUCAAAUUUUCGAUGAAAAAGCCUUCAGCGCUGAUGAAUGUGUUGCUUGGGCACACGUUAUGCUGCCACAAGCCAUAUUCAGCGGAGAAACUAUCGAUGACUACUACUCGUUAAGUGGUCAACAGGGAGAGGGAAAAGAAGGAAUGAUCCAUCUUAUUAUUUCAUUUGCUCCAGUGGACGCUACUUUAUCAGCGGCGGCUAUUUUACCCUCCACUGCUUCCCCACCACUACCAGUGGAGAUUACCGCUGAAGACACGAAAGAAUUAGAAGUGAUGUUCCCAGGAGUGGACAGAGAAGUUAUCAGAUGUGUCCUCGAAGAAAGUAGAGGUGACAAGGAUGCCACUGUAAGCGUUCUCCUAGAAAUGAGCAGAAAUGAGUGA
This is a messenger RNA of Necator americanus (New World hookworm), 768 nucleotides long. RefSeq lists its product as uncharacterized. Gene Ontology annotation, biological process: ubiquitin-dependent protein catabolic process. Gene Ontology annotation, molecular function: ubiquitin binding; ubiquitin conjugating enzyme binding. Lineage: Eukaryota; Metazoa; Nematoda; Chromadorea; Rhabditida; Ancylostomatidae. The record is from RefSeq and is a predicted model, not a curated record. Bases 1 to 768 code for a protein of 255 amino acids. The transcript is spliced from 9 exons. Gene Ontology annotation, cellular component: cytoplasm.